GGCUUAACUUCAAACCAGAAGUUGGGGUAUCUCUGCACUCGGAGAAUGCAGUCUCCCGUCGUGGCCACCAAAUUCCAUUGCACAAAAUCUGCAAUUUGCAGCACUGGCCACUGCAAGAAGAGAACCACCACCUUCCACUUCAAAUUCACACGUUCCUCUACUUUUCGAAUACAAAGAUUCAACUUAGCUUGCCAUAACCGAAACCCAGAGAACCAUUUGGUCUCUCCAUGGUCUUCCGCCAUUUUUCCAAGGGGCAUAAGGAAUUGCACAGAAUGUAUCAAUGUUUCAUGGAGAUGGGUUUCUCAGGUCAUCUCUUUUUACUUGUUCUGUCUAAAUCUUGUCGCUGAUGCUGUGGCAAUUGACUAUCCAUCUCCUUCUUUUGUGUAUGCUUGUGAAGAUGUUAACAAUUACUAUGCCAAUGCGGAUCAUUUAGAGGGUAAAUCACUCAAGAAAAAACUGAAUUCCAUCAUAGCCAGGCACCAAUCUUUAUCCUACAGAGAGGUGUGGAAUGCCCUCAAGCUUCUUGAUGCUUCGGAUGUUGACAACCCCAAAGCUUCGUCAGGAAUAGUUGAAAUUUACUCCUUGAGGGUUGUACCCAAGUCGUUAGCUGGAAAGCCUGAAGGAUGGAAUAGGGAGCAUCUAUGGCCUCGUUCUUAUGGGUUAAAAGAUGGUCCAUCCUUGACUGAUUUACACAACAUUCGCCCAGCAGAUGUGAAUGUCAAUUCAUCCAGGGGAAACAAAUACUACGGAGAAUGCGAUGUUUACUCAACUAAGUGUUUGAAGCCAGCAAACAAAGAAGCUGCUUUGGACACGGAAACUGACAAGGACAGAUGGGCACCACCUAAACAGCAUAGAGGAGAUAUUGCAAGGGCGCUGAUGUACAUGGCAGUAUGUUACGGGUUUCGUCAACCAGAUGGAGGCCCAGCUCUUCACCUUUCAGAUUCUCCAAAAAGUUCAGCAACUAGUGAGAUGGGACUACUUUCUACAUUGUUAAAGUGGAAUGAGAUUGACCCACCUUCAAGAGAAGAGAAGUUGAGAAAUGAAAGAGUCUGCAAGUUUUAUCAGCACAAUAGAAAUCCUUUUGUUGAUCAUCCAGAAUAUGCAAGUCUCAUAUGGGAAGAACGCAGUUCUCUUCGUCUUCCAAGGAGUCAUGAAAUUCACAACAAAAGACAGUUCAAGACAAGGAAACAUGAGCAGCCGAUCCUCAGUUGACGGGGUUCAAGCCUUCAAGGAAAGACAUGGUGGAAUUGCUAUGACAGGCACGAAACAAUUUUAGUUCAUAAGCCUUGCUUUAGGGGAUGGUAGCCAGAAAGGUUUUUUCCAUGGCCUGUGGUGCUGCGACGUGCGUGUCAAACUAUCAUUUCAUAAGUUUUAGGUGAAAUCCCUUGUUAUUAUUGUUACUGUUGUUUUAGCGUGGUCAUUACAUUUUCUCUUUUGCAGGUAGAUGGAUUGCCUGAACCACAUGAAUGCUUGCUUGUCCAUAGAAAAAAAACAGGAUUGUGAAUUGGUGAAUUGAGCCUGGACAAUAUAAUUAAACAUAACCCUUUAAGUUAUGAUUUUAGUUGUACACUUGAUAUCAUGUAUUUGCAGAAUAUGUGAAACCAUAAGAAAUUUUUACAUGGACCCUCCGUUGCUGCCUGUCAUUAUGUUGCUUAUACACUCUAGUCAUCCAAAAUAGGGAUCAAGAAUUUCGGGAUCACUUCAAUCCUUGUGAAUGUUAUGAUUUGCUAGUUGUACACAAUCAAUUGUUCAUUAAUCUGGUGGCACAAAUGUUAUGCCAUGCCAUGUAAGUACAAA
This is a messenger RNA of Prunus dulcis (almond), 1797 nucleotides long. RefSeq names its product extracellular ribonuclease-like. Gene Ontology annotation, molecular function: nuclease activity. The record is from RefSeq and is a predicted model, not a curated record. The coding region runs from base 46 to 1212 and encodes 388 amino acids. The transcript is spliced from 9 exons. NCBI's taxonomy places the organism in Eukaryota, Viridiplantae, Streptophyta, Magnoliopsida, Rosales, Rosaceae.